UCUUGUGAACGAACCCUUCGCUCUAACUUAACCGUUACACCUUCGUACACCGUGAAAGUUUACUAAAAGUAUUCUUUACAAAUUCUACUUAAUAUUCGUUUUAAACAAUUUUAAAACAAAUUGUUUUGCUUCACUUGUUUUAAAUUUAACGAACUUAUGAAAAACAAAUUGGGAGGAAACUUUGAAGGCAGUGAGAAGUUUUCCGGUGAUCUACCGGUCAAAGUACGCCAACAAGCACCGAAACCCCGUCGUGAAUCCAUGGCUCCUAAAAUUGUCGUGUGUCCACCAGUUGAAGAAAUGUCUGAACCAAUUACACCGCCUCGUGGAUCCCGCCUGCUGAAAGCUUUGAGCCGGCGGCUCUCUCGCCGCACCGAGGAAGACUCCAUGGAAAGCUCGAGCAGCAACGAAAGUAUGUCUUACGACGCCGGUCGCAGUGAUGAUCCCUCAUCCUGCUCAACUAGCGACUCCGGCAGCGAAGAAUCCGAACGUCGCCGUCGACACAGAUCAACAGUUUCUCUUAGACGUGUAUUUCAACAUCUUAAUCUAUCGAGCCGAUCGCAAUCUUGUUCUCCGACCGAACGUCAUCGCCAACCAAAGAAGCAAUCUCAGCCAAAACGCAUCCUGAGGCCACCGAUCACCUACACGUACGUUCGAGGAUUAUCUGGCCUACCAACCCAAAGAGUUCCCCGUCACACAGUUUGCUGCGCAUCCAUGGGGCUCAACCGAUAAAAAGGGUAACCAUCGAUAUGUGGAUCCAAGACCUAGAAUGGAGAUCAAGACUGUUAAUGUAUAGAGAUAUAGUCUUAAAGUGCUAGCACGACUUUAUCAUAUCAGUAGAAAGACAGGUUGUUAAGAAGCCUGGGUAAAGAAGUCACCAAGGACCAAGUUUCAGCGAGUAUGAAUACAAACAUUUUGUAGGCUGUACUUGUGUGAAAUCGUCUAAUUAAGAUAAAAUCUAUAAGACUGGACCGAUUGGAAAAUAACUGCCACAAAUUCUUACUUCAUAUUUUAUGUAUUUUUCGGCUCUAAUAUCAACGCAAGCCAUACGUGGCAAUCGAGAUUGUAAAAAUUGUAUUCAUUGAUUUUUAAUUGUCUGUUAAUUGGAUAAAUUUAUGUAUGGAUCGAAAUCUGGGCUAUAACUAUACGCUAGUUAUGUGUAAGUCAAGAAUAGUGCCUUUCCACAUAUUGACAAUUUUAAUGUAUACCUACUAGAUAAGGAAAAUUAUCUUCUACCAUGCAUUCAGGAUAAUUUGUCUUUUCAUAGAUUAGAGAAAUUUACAAAUUCAAUACACCACAUGUUUUCAUAGUUUCUAUUGUAUUGUUCACACUAUUCAGUACUUUCUAGACACUUAAAAUACAUAAUUAUAUUAUAAUGACAGUAAUUAUAUAUUGUAACUGCAAGAAAUAACCAGGGUGGUCGUGAUAUUGUGAAAAUCUGAAAUCGAUGAUUGCAAAAGUUGUAAGAGAUUAGCUUUAGAAAUAAGAUUUCUUCUGAAUAAUUGCUGAUUCAAAUCGUUGCAACAUACUAAAUAGAAUUUAAGAUAUAUGUAGAUAGACUAAAUAUUAACAAUUUUAGCAUAAGAUUUUUAUUGUAAUAUUAGGUUUCAUAUGAAAAUAAAAAAUGAUAAUGAAUA
This is a messenger RNA of Colias croceus (clouded yellow), 1634 nucleotides long. RefSeq lists its product as uncharacterized. The coding region runs from base 157 to 729 and encodes 190 amino acids. Lineage: Eukaryota; Metazoa; Arthropoda; Insecta; Lepidoptera; Pieridae. The transcript has a single exon. The record is from RefSeq and is a predicted model, not a curated record.